AUGCAGGGUGCCGGGGCCCCCGGGGGCCAGAGCCGGGCCCCCUGCGGGACGGGCGCCCGGAGCCGGCCCCGGGUCCUCCUGCUCACCUACCUGCUGACCACACUGGACCUCACCUGCCUCUUCAUGCAGUUCUCCGUGCUGCCGUACCUGUCCCGCAGGCUGGGCCUGGACUCCGUGGCCUUCGGCUACCUGCAGACGGUCUUCGGUGCGCUCCAGCUGCUGAGCGGGCCCAUGUUCGGCAGGUUCGCAGACCAGCGCGGGGCGCGGGCCGCCCUCACCGCCUCCUUCCUGGCCGGCUCGGCGCUCUACCUGCUCCUGGCGGCCGCCUGCAGCCCCGGCCUGCCGGGCACCGCCCUGCUCUUCGCCUCGCGCCUGCCCGCCCCGCUGCUGCACACGCUGCCAGCCGCCCAGAUGGUGGUCGCGGACCUGUCGGCGCCGGCGGAGCGGCCGGCAGCCCUGGGCCGCCUGGGCCUCUGCUUCGGCGUCGGCACCAUCCUGGGCUCGCUGCUCGGCGGGACCCUGAGCGCCGCCUGCGGGAUUCAGUGUCCAGUCCUCGUGGCUCUCGUGGCCAACCUCCUGGGAGCCGCCCUCAGCGCCACCUGCAUCCCCGCCAGCACCAAGGGGGCCCAGGCCCAGGCUGCCCCGCCCGGGCUCUUCAUGGUCAUGUUCUCCAUCAUCUGCAUGGACUUCUUCCGGCUGGACGCCGCCCAGGCCGGCUACCUCAUGUCCGCCUUCGGGGUCCUCCUGAUGGUCAUCCAGGGCCUGGUCAUCGGCCGGCUGAGCAGCCGCUUCUCGGAGGCCGCCCUGGUCCGGGCCAGCGUGCUGGUGCUCAGCCUGGUGGGCCUGGCCAUGGCGCUGAUGUCCACCGUGUUCCACUUCUGCCUCCUGAUGCCCGGCCUGGUCUUCGGCCUGUGCCUGCUCAACGUGGUGACGGACAGCAUGCUGACCAAGGCCGUCUCUGCCUCGGACACCGGGACCAUGCUGGGCCUCUGUGCUGCCGUGCAGCCGCUGACCCGCACGCUGGGGCCCACGCUGGGCGGCCUGCUGUACCGCGGCUUCGGCGUCCCCGCCUUCGGCCACGUGCAGCUCGCCGUCAACCUGCUCGUCCUCCUGGCCCUCUGCAGGCAGCCCACGCCCCGGAAGGCGGACAAAGUGCAGUGA
This is a messenger RNA of Pipistrellus nathusii (Nathusius's pipistrelle), 1161 nucleotides long. NCBI's taxonomy places the organism in Eukaryota, Metazoa, Chordata, Mammalia, Chiroptera, Vespertilionidae. The record is from the annotation of a GenBank genome assembly.